Molecule: messenger RNA, 3684 nt
Organism: Scutellospora calospora
Lineage: Eukaryota; Fungi; Glomeromycota; Glomeromycetes; Diversisporales; Gigasporaceae
Source: the annotation of a GenBank genome assembly
GAAGUUGUACUUGAGAUUAUGACGGCACACGAGCUUCCCGUAAUCUUGCUCAAGGCUUUUCAAUCGUUCAUCGAAAUUCCUCAACAUACAAAAAACAAUGAAUCCAAUGAACAUUUGCUGUCAUCUGAUUCAUUGACAUUCGCACCUUCUGGUGUUGUCUCGGAUAUAGUAACUGACAUCCUUAUUCAAUUUGUGAUAAAUUCUAUUACAUUGAACCAAAUGCUAGAACAAGACACACUGUAUUUAUUAGUUACAAUGGUAAUAAGCGACAGAAUAUCCCCAAUAGACUACAACGGAGAACCAUAUAUUUGGGAAGACAGAGCGUUGGAAGUUCUUAUUGAACUUUUUGCCGUUGCUACGCACGAAACUAUCACAUAUUUUAUCAAUAAAAAUAUUUUGGGAACUUUAAUGAAAAUAUUAACAGAUAGUAUAGACUUAAAGAGUAAUAGGUUCAUUGGUGGUAAACGGCUAAUGUAUGCAGGUUCAUUACUUUUAGAAAUAAUACAGGCAAGGGGAACUAUACACGUAUCACCAAUUUUUUUGGAGAGCUUUUUGAAUAUGAAUGGAUAUGAAACAUUUUAUAAUUUACUUAUAUUACCUCCGUUUGACGGACAAUAUUCAGAAACAAAGGAUGCAAUUAUAGAAAUGAUCGAGGACUUGGCAUUUGCAGGAGCAGAUGAAAUUAAACCAGUUAUAUCAAAUAGAACGCCAUAUCAACACAAUGAUUUUCAUUUACCUAAUGAAAAUGAAAUAAAAGAUGAUGAAACACUUUUUCGUAAUGAAAGAGCAUUUCAGGUCCUAGCAUCUACAUUACUGCAUCAUGAUGCGAAAAAUGUCGCACCUUUUUUGUCGGAUUUUGUCAGUACAAAUACUAUAAAGACAGUUAUCCCGGAUAUUUUUCAACAAAAAAUUGUUGCAGCUAUCGCAGAAAUUUAUAAAUCAAACACAUUGAACUAUUUUUUGACAGAGCAUCUAAAUGUUCUUCCAUCUUUAAUUCAGGAAUUAGAUAGAUUUAGUGCUAAAGUCCAGCGGUCAAUAUUGGAUUUGCUAGUCUUUGUUAUGGUGGAUUUAAAUUAUGUGCCGUUUAGAGAACUAGUUGUGUUGUCCUUACAUUUUCAAGGUCAAUCCUUAAAACGUACAACUGCUAUAGUGUGUGAAACCGUUAUAUCUCUUUUACAAACAUCUUCCAAAUUCAAAGAAGUUUUUCGUGAAAUUGGAUUGCUUGAUAUGCUAUGUAGUUUGCUUCAAGAAUUGGCAACUACAUUACAAGAUAGAUUUGGUAACGCACAUUAUAUCAGAAGAAUAUCAAUAUCACUAUUUGACGAUUCAUUGAAUCCUAAUAACAAGGCGUCCAAAGCAAAAAGCCGGUUUGGUCCUGAGGAAACAGGACAAACAUUUCAUUAUUUGGGGAUACGUGAGUAUUUUUUUAAGGGAUAUGUAAUUCAUCGUCAAUAUAAAGGCAAUUUAUUCGAUUUAUUACAUUAUGAUGAAACUCGAGAUGGUGCACUGACUAUCUUCGAAACAUUGGUUGUAGAAGGAUAUGUUCUGUCUAAUAUAGAACCACCUACUCCUAUUUCAACAAGCUCAAGAAAUUCAGCUUCUUCUACUGUCGAGCACUCAUUUCAAUUUGGAAGGUUGAUUGAAAUUGUCCAAUCUCUUUCCAGAUUCGAUCUUAAAAUGAAAAGACAUAUACUUUUAUCAAUGAAACGUAUAUUAGUUUCUUGUCCCGAAAUGAAGGAUGUUUUUCGAGAGUCUGGGGGAUUUGUGUGCCUUGUAAGCUUAUUAGUAGGUUUAGAGGAUGUAUAUAAACAAUUAAUACAAAGUUUUGAAGCAAAUGAAGCUAAAUUCGAUGCAACAAAUGCUAGUUCAUUGAAUGAUUGUUCAAAUUACAAUGCAGAAGAACUGCUAAUAAAAACUCAGGCGACCGAUACAUUAAAAGCUAUAUUCAUUGUAUUUGCCGAAGCAAUGUCUAAUCACGAUUCUAAUCGGCGAUUUUUUAGCAAAUCUAUUGGUUUUAAAUCUGUAGAGGACGCCAUCUUCCUUACUGACAUGUUUAAGUUAAAAGGAGCUCCUGAACAUCUUUUUGGAAUACUUUUCGGGUUCGCAAUUGAAAAUGAAUCGGUAGCUGAUAUAUUUAUAGAACAAUAUUUGAAUGGAAAUAAUGAGAUUACAAAUGAUAAUAAUCAAUUCAAAUUAGAAGAAAAAAUUGGUAAUUUCACUGAUGAAAUUCACAAUCCAGAUGUCAUUCCUACAAUCAUGAAAUUGCAGCUUUGUGUUAAUCACAAUUCAAGGUUAUUUUUGAAAAUUUAUGAGGCUUUAGUUGCUCUUGCUUUUGCGAAUAGAAGAAACCAAGUUAUGUUAAAUAAAUCUGGCGUACUUGAAAUAGUUUUACAUCGAUUAUUUCCUACAUCGAUUCAAAAUAAUGAAGCGGAAACAAUUAAUACUAAUAAUCGCACUCGAGAAAAGCGAUUCUUAACCAAAUUAGCGCAAAGGCUGAUUGAAAUGGGAGUUACUACAAAGGAUAUCCGUUUUCUAUUCGAACAAUUUGAAAAUGGGAGCCAACGUCCUAAAGAAAAUGCCACUGAUGCCGAUGGGGCUUUUCUGACCGCUAUGGACAUGGUUUUGUUUGGCGUUCAAAGAAGUCGAUGGCCUCGGUUUGUCCAAUUUGACAUGUGCCAGUUUGGUUAUUCUUGUUUAGAGAUGAGCAGUUUAAGUGAUCGUCCAUUUCCACCUGCAACUGGGGGAUACACAUUUAUGAGUUGGCUUGAUAUUGAAAAUUUUGACUCUGAAACGAAUUUGACUCUUUUAGGGUUAAGUGAUGAUGAAAAGAAAUGCUAUUUGCAGAUUUAUUUCGAAGCUCAAACUCAUAAACUUGUUGUUCAAACAUCGCCAAAACAAACGACUCGAUUUGAUAAUUUUGAAUUUCGAACUGGUUAUUGGUAUCAUAUUGCGCUCGUACAUCGCCGACCACGUAUAGGGCAGUCAUCAUUGAUAACGCUUUACGUAGAUGGAAAAUCCGUAGAUGAGCAAAAGUGUUCUUAUUUAGGACAACCAGUGACUAAUCGAUCAAUUAGAACAUUUAUUGGAACGCCGAAAGACAUCGCCAAAAAAUUGGGCAAGGGUCAAACUAAACUUGCAUGGGAUCUAGGUCCUUGCUAUUUUUUUGAAGACGAUCUGGAUGGGGAUAUUAUUAGUGUUUAUUGUCACCUUGGGCCUAGGUAUUCCUCUAAUUUUCAAGACUCUUUAGGUCAAUUUCAGACAUAUCAAACAUCCACACUACUUAAUAUGAGGCUUGAGACCUUGAGUCGCCAACGUGGAGAUUCUAACAUUGAACUGGAUAAUUUACCUAUAGUUAAUGCAAUUCGUGGUAAUAAUAGUCAGACCUUGCCUGAAGAUAAAAUAAUUUUUGCAUUCAAUGCAAGUAAUGUUCUUGUUUGCGGUCAAAAUGCAAAUAUAUUGGGUGCUGGUCUUUCUGAAGGCACAUCACAAGCAUUGCUUGGUAAUAUUAAUACAAAAGUAAUAUUAAACGCUGCUGUUCCAAAGGUUGAACGUGCCCUAAGAGUACCACAUGGAUUAGCUUACUUACAUGGUGAUCCAGUAACAGCCGUUCCAUAUGGGAUGGAUGAUUCUAUUUGGAAGAUCGGUGGCUCUGCUGUAGUCUUGAGGCUAAUUGAAAGGGCAGAA